AUGGCGACCUCAAACGGCAAGACUGCCUUCUUCACUAUGGAGGACGCUAAGGCGUCUUUCAACCUCUUCUGCUGCGUCUGCGGUAUCGGAUCGCUGGCCAUGCCCUCCAACUACGCCCGUGCCGGUCCGUUUUACGCCUCUAUCGCCUUGGCCUUCAUGAUCUUCGCCAACACGUACGCCACGCUCAAGCUGUCCAAGGUGAUGCUGGUGGCGCCGUCGUCGGUACGCACGUACGGUGACCUGGGCGAGUGGGCUCUGGGCAAGUGGGGCCGCUUCUUCACGGUGGUCUCUCAGAUGGGUGUGUGUCUGCUGGUGCCGUGCGCCUUCCUGGUGCUGGGUAGCACUCUACUCGAAGUGCUCUUCCCGGACUGUUUCAGUCAGACUGUGUGGAUCAUCUUCAUGGCUCUCAUGGUCAUCCCGGUGUGUCUCAUCCCGACACUGAAGGAGAGUGCCGGCAUGGCCUUUGCCGGUUGCAUGGGUACGAUCGUCGCCGACAUCAUCGCCGUUGUGGUGCUGCAGUAUAACAUGCGUGGCCACGGUUCGAUCCCGUCGCCCGACAUCACGGCUCACCAGGUUCUGACCUGCUUCGGUAACCUUGCUCUAGCGUACGGUGCUGCUAUUGUGGUGCCCGACCUGCAGCGCGAACACUCGCAGCCUCAGCGCAUGCCGCGGGUGGUUGUGAUCACCAUCCUCUUCAUCUCGGGCUUCUUCGUGGCGAUUGCUCUUGCUGGCUACACUGCCGGCGGUUGCCAGCUCUCCGGUAACAUUCUGUACUCGAUCGUGAGCACAUGCACAUUUCCAUCGCUUUCUCGACGCUCAUGA
This is a messenger RNA of Phytophthora infestans T30-4, 822 nucleotides long. RefSeq names its product Amino Acid/Auxin Permease (AAAP) Family. Gene Ontology annotation, biological process: amino acid transmembrane transport. NCBI's taxonomy places the organism in Eukaryota, Oomycota, Peronosporomycetes, Peronosporales, Peronosporaceae. The record is from RefSeq and is a predicted model, not a curated record. The transcript is spliced from 2 exons. Bases 1 to 822 code for a protein of 273 amino acids. Gene Ontology annotation, cellular component: vacuolar membrane. Gene Ontology annotation, molecular function: amino acid transmembrane transporter activity.